Molecule: messenger RNA, 596 nt
Organism: Lactuca sativa (garden lettuce)
Lineage: Eukaryota; Viridiplantae; Streptophyta; Magnoliopsida; Asterales; Asteraceae
Source: RefSeq, a predicted model, not a curated record
UCCAUACAAACAUCGCAAAAAAUGGCCCAAUUGCUUCUUCUUUUCUUGAUCUUAACACACACAUUUCUAACCCUAGCAUCACCAUCUGCAGAAAUCGAGCCUUCUGUGGUUGGACCACCGCAAACAGCUGAAGCACCCAGAAGUCGUAAACUUGGGAACCAUCAUGUAAGCGAAGCGGAGCCACCAACCACCGCAACAUCAAGGGAUCAUGAAGGGAACGGUGGGAGUGCGAAGGAGGAGAGUGGAAUGUACUUGGAGAAGCAACAUAAACACCACCAUGGUUCAGGGUCGGUCGAUAAGUCAAUUGCCGGUGGUGGGGUGAUCCUUGGAGGGUUGGUUAUGGCUUUUGUGGUGUCGAUCGUCUGCUACAUUCGAGCCACCAGAAGAAGAAGUAUGGUGGAACCACCCACACCAACCACCGUUCGGGGAGUUUGAUUGGGUUCGAUGACACAUUCUGUUGAUAAUAUAUAAUUUCCUUAUCAAGUAUAUAGAUUCUUCAUAAUUUUUGUAUUUAAUCUGCUGGAUCUUAUUGCAUUUGUUCAUAUAUGAUCGAGUAUAAUUUAAGUUACUUUUUAUGACAUCCGAUAUUUUAUUAA